Molecule: messenger RNA, 1821 nt
Organism: Brassica napus (rape)
Lineage: Eukaryota; Viridiplantae; Streptophyta; Magnoliopsida; Brassicales; Brassicaceae
Product: putative FBD-associated F-box protein At3g50710
Exons: 2
Coding region: 35-1432 (465 amino acids)
Molecular function (GO): protein binding
Source: RefSeq, a predicted model, not a curated record
UCGUGCUUCAUACACUUUCAUCCUAGGGUUACAGAUGGACAUGAUUAGUACACUGUCCGAUGAUCUCCUGUUGAAGAUCCUGUCAUCACUUCCUACCAAAGCCAUCGUUUCCACUAUGCUACUGUCCAAACGGUGGAAGUUCAUUUGGACGAUGGUUCCAACUCUUGACUUUCAAAACGAUUUCGAAAGCUCUAAGGAUGAUUACGCCAGGUUUCGACAACAUGUUUACUUGUUCAUGGUUCUGCACAAGUCUCCUCUUCUGGAAACUUUAAAGCUCAGACUUGGUUGGCAUUCCACCAACGAUGAUAUCACGACAUGGAUCAAAAUCGCAGUGGCUCGCCGUGUUCGUAAACUCAAGAUUCACUGUUAUUCAGAUGAUGAUGAUAUAUUUUUGCCGAGUUGUCUUUAUACGUAUAACAACCUCGAGGUCUUGAAACUUGGCAACUCCAUUGUUCUCGAUGUUCCUGAAGAUGUUCGUCUCCCCUCCUUGAAAACUCUGCACUUGCUGUGUGUAGAGUUUCGAAACGAAGAAUCUGCACGUAGGCUUUUAUCUGGCUGUCCUCUACUUGAAGAGUUUGUUUUGGACAAAAGUGAGAACGUCUCUCCGCCUUGUUUCUAUCUGGAAGUGCCUUCCUUGCAGAGAUUGUCUAUUCUUGAUACGUACCGAGAGGGAAACGAUUCCGACGUCAAAGUUGUGAUCAAGACUCCCUCUCUGAGGUACUUGAACGUUGUGGAUAAAUGCGAUUCUGGUCUCUUGUUUCUGAGCGAGAACAUGCCGGAUAUGGUUGUGGCAAAUGUUAGUGUUGUUUACAAAAAUCCUGAGAUGCUAAUGAGAUCUUUUACAUCGGUUAAACGUCUCUCUUUAUGUUUAACCACCUCAGUGGUAAGCAAAACUAUAAAAGAACUAGUGUAUUAUUAUUGUGAUUUAAAUUCGUAUUAUAUUUGCUCCUGUGCUCAUUAUUUUUUAGUUGGUUUCUCUGUGCAGAUUCAACAUCGUGUUGAGUUUAACCUGCUUGUUCAUCUAGAGCUAUGCUCAAGUGUGGAGAAGUGGUGUGAACUACUUAAUUGGAUGCUUGAAAGUUCUCCUAAGCUAAAAGUUCUCAAGCUCAACAAGUGUAAACCACAUAGAUUUGUUUAUGCAAAGCACAUUGAAUAUCCUUGGGGAAAACCGAGUUCGGUUCCUGAGUGUUUGUUGUUCCAUCUCAAUACUUUUGAAUGGAACUUUUACAAUGGGUGCCGGGAAGAGAAGAAAAUGGUGGCUUACAUCCUAAGACAUGCAAAACGGUUGAAGAGUGCGAAAAUAUCUCUGUGGGAUUUGGAUUGUGAAGAUGAACCUCAUAUAUUCACUGAGUGGCGUUCUUUCCAUAGGGCUUCAAAGCUAUGUCAGCUUCUGUCUGAACGUGAACCUAGAAGUAAUUGGUAUGAAAGUUAGAUAGUGUUGGAAAGCUGUUAUAUGUUGUUAUAUCUAUUUUAUUGCUCUUACACUCUUAAAAGAUGGAAAGAAAUUGUUUUUUGUCUACUCUUUUUCAACAUCUACUGAUUCCUUAGAGCAGCAUUAUCCAUAACAACUCUAUUGGGGUGCUUAAACAAUUGUUUAGUAUUAAAUAGGUGUUAAAGCACUUUUUUAAGCAACUUCUAAUAUUUUGACUUCCAAUGCAAGUUGCUUAUUUUGGGGUUUCUUUUUAAAUCAAUAACCAAACAACAAUGUAAUGAAAUUAACGUGUUAAAUGUCUACAAGAUUGUGUGAAAAUAAUUGGAUUGAUUGAAAUUCAUUAAUAUAAAUUGGGCUGUUAGUGGAGCAAGGAGCAUAAAUGAUGCUUG